Rhodotorula graminis WP1 is the source of this 2340-nucleotide messenger RNA. RefSeq lists its product as uncharacterized. Gene Ontology annotation, cellular component: cytoplasm. The record is from RefSeq and is a predicted model, not a curated record. NCBI's taxonomy places the organism in Eukaryota, Fungi, Basidiomycota, Microbotryomycetes, Sporidiobolales, Sporidiobolaceae. Gene Ontology annotation, biological process: post-transcriptional regulation of gene expression. Gene Ontology annotation, molecular function: mRNA 3'-UTR binding. Bases 1 to 2340 code for a protein of 779 amino acids. The transcript is spliced from 11 exons.
AUGCCGUCGCCCGGACCCUUUCCCCCUCCCGACUCGACCUCGCUCCCUUCCACCUCGACGACGCCCACGCCGACCUCGCGCGCGCCUCGUCCAGCGGCACCAGUGCUCGUCGAGCUCGAGCCGUCCCAGGUCGUCGUCCGCCGAGCCGUGUCGGGCCCGGUCGCCUCGCCUCCUUCCUCCCCUUCCCCCUCGUCCUCGCUCUCGCCCAGCUCGCACCAGGCGCCCGUGCGGCCUAGCCUCCUCUACUCGCACGGCGUCCAGCACGCCCCGCCGAGAGCGAUCAACGGCGGUCCCUCGCCCUCGAACCGCCACCUCGUGCCGCCCUCGCGCGCAACCUCGCUCGUCCACCUCGACGUGCCCGCCUCGCCCACCACGUCCACCUCGAGUCGUCCCGACGACCCGGUCACGAGUCUCGGCGGGCGCCGCACGCCGUUCUUCAUGGUGGCACCGCACGACGAGUGGUCAGGGCGCGGGCUCGAGCAGCACGAGGAGCUCGAGGGACGGUCGGCGAGUCGCGGUGGCACGUCGAGCGGUGUCGGUGGGCCCACGCUCCGCUUCGGCGGCGGUGGCGAGAACGACGGCGCGAGGGAGCAAGAUGGGGCAGGCGGGCCGCGGUUCUACGCCGAGGAGGGACCGAGCGUCGCAGGUCGUCCGGGUCGUCGAGUCGAGGAGGCCGCUCUCGCUCGCAACGGUGCCGAGGUCAUCCCGCUCGACCUCGCCAACGUCGUCACGGCCCUCGCCUCGCGCCGCCCCAAGUGGCAGCCCAAGGCGUCUUUCCCUUCCCCGUUCCCGCACACCUUCCCCGAUGGCAGUCAUCGCGCCGAGCCGCACGGCCACCGCGUCAGCCCCAACGGCGACGAGUUCACGCCUCCCGCCUCGCCUCAGGUCCACCCGCACGGCAGCCCGACCCUGUCGCGCGCGUCGUCGCUCCUCAGCUCCUCGUCGUCGAGCGCGCCUCUCGGUCGUCACGCGCCUCGCGAGCGCGUCGCCUCGUUCGGCCCACUGCACUUUUCGCCGUUCGAGGCGCACUCGUCGUCGUCGGCGCCGCAGCCGGUCGGCCUCGGUCCCGCCCGUCAGCCGCCGUUCCACCCCGGCCUCGCAUCUUCAGCGUCGUCAAGCAUGGGUGGAUGGGCAGGAGGUGGGUCGAGGGAGAGGAGCGCGAGCAUGGCGGACUUGUCGAGCGGGAGCGGAGGAGGGUCCGGGCGCGAGGGCGUCGGCGUCGACUUCCAGGCCGAGCAGACCGCGUUGCACCACCGCUCGAUCUCGCUCGGCACCCAGGUCUACCCUCGCCCGCCUCUGCUGCGCCAGGCACCGCUGCCCAACUACCGCGACCUGCUCGACACGGACGCCGACAUCGACCGCGAGGGCUUCGUCCGCCGCAUCCUCGCGCACAACGACCAGCAGUGCUCGCUCUUCCUGCAGCAGCGGGUCCGGGGCACGUCCCAGGAGAAGCGCCAAGAGCUGUUUGACGCCGUCGGGCGCCGUGUCCUCGAGCUCAGCGUCAGCAAGUUUGGCAACUUCCUCGUCUCGCGCUGCCUCGAGACGGGCGACUCGGCCCUCGCCCAGGCGUACGAGGACGCGCUCGUCGGCCACUUCCUUCAGCUCAGCCUCGACUCGUUCGGGUGCCACGUCGUGCAGAAGCUGCUCGACUGCGGCGGUUCGACGACCAAGGACAAGGUCAUCGCCGAGCUCCUUCCGCACCCGAACGUCCUCACGACCAAGUCGAGCGUGCACGUGGUCAACCGCAUCUUGACGACGCCCAACUCGCCCGCCUUUUUCGAGCGCCUCGCCGACCUCGGGACCGGCCAGUGGGCGUCGAUCGUCGAGGACGACGGCGGCUCGCUCGUCGUGCAGCACAUGCUCGAGGACUGGGCGCCGACGGCGUCGAGCGUCGUCGCGAGGGAGAUCCUCGACGGGCUAGACGAGGUCGCGAGGACGCCGAGCGGGUCUUUCACCGUCACGCACCUGCUCGACCGCAACACGCUGCCGUUCUGCGUCAAGACGAUGCAGUGCGCGCCGCAGCUCGCCCUCCACCCGUUCGGCGCCAAGGUCGUCGACAAGUGCAUGCGCAGCAGUCGCGCAGGGCCGGCCGGCAUCGGCAAGUUCGUCUCCGCCAUCACGACCUCGAGCGGAGACGAGCCACCUCUCCUCGUCGGCAUCGCCUCGCACGCCCAGGGCGCCCAGCUCCUCGUCAACCUCCUCACCGGCCACGCCGCUCCCGACCGCGACAAGGACACGCUCGGCCGCACCAUUCUCGAACAGGAGGGAGCUUUGAUCGGCUUGGGAGGGCCGCACGGCGCGAGGGUCGUCGGGCUGUGCAGGACGGCGCUCGUCGGGUGA